AUGGCAAAUUCUAGAAUUGCUUUAGAAAAAAUCUUUGAUACCGUCGACGUAUUAGCUCAACAAGGCGCUGGAUUUCGUGGUCACGAAACCGACAACAAUUCCUGGCUCAUGAAAAUGCUGAGAAUGAGAGCGCAAGAUGUUCCACAAUUGGAUUGGUGGCUUGGCAAAAUAUUGAAUCAACUUCUCGAUGAAAUAAAAGCAGCUAAAUGUUUCUCUAUAAUAGUUGACGAGACGGCUAAUAUCUCCAGAAAAGAACAGGUGUCCAUCAGUUUCAGAAUCACGACAUUAGACUUUGAAGUCAAAAAAAUUUUCAUCGGCUUUUAUCAUACCCCAAAUACCAAAUCAUCGACGUUGCUCAAAAUCGUCGAAGAUGUGCCGUCAAGGUACAAUUUGCAGUUUUGUAAUCUGAGAGGACAAUGUUAUGAGGGAGCCGCUGCCAUGAGCGGAAAAAUAUCCGGCCUGCAAAAACGAGUAAGAGAAAUCGAACCCCGAGCGCUGUACGUCCAUUGCACUGCACAUUCUCUCAAUCGAGUCGCACAAGAUGCAAUGAAAAACAUUGACAUUGUGAACAACUUUGUUGGAGUAUCAAAGGAUUUGAUAAAUUUUGUACGAGAUUCUCCCAAACCAAUGGAAGCAUUCAAAGAUAUACAGCUGCAGUCUUCUGAAAAAAAAUCUUCGGCGACUAAUCUCUCAUCAUUUUGUCCAACUCGGUGGUGCAUGAGGGUGAAAUCUCUCAAAACAAUAGUUUCUAAUUACGAGACUAUUUUAUCCUUCUUAGAACAGAUGAAAGCUGAAAAAACCGAUGACAGUGGCAAAGCAGAUGGUUUUCUGAAAUAUCUGGAAAGUUUCGAAUUCUAUUUUUUAUCUCUAUGUACAAUCAAAGUAUUAGAGAGAAUCGUAAUUUUGAACAAAGAACUUCAAAAGAGUGAUCUUUGUGUCGAGGAAUCGCAUGAAAAAGUCAAGUUGGUUCUGGAUGCCAUGCUAGAAAUCAGAGAAUGUGGUUUUGACACAUUGUGGGAAAACGCGACGGCGAAUGCAAAGGAUCUCGACCUGGAAAAACCAUAA
Messenger RNA from Neodiprion virginianus, 1065 nucleotides. RefSeq names its product zinc finger MYM-type protein 1-like. The coding region runs from base 1 to 1065 and encodes 354 amino acids. The transcript has 3 exons. Lineage: Eukaryota; Metazoa; Arthropoda; Insecta; Hymenoptera; Diprionidae. The record is from RefSeq and is a predicted model, not a curated record.